AUGGCUUUCCCCUCCGCGCCUACACCCGCACGGCUCGCUGCCGCCCACCGCACCAUGGCUGACGAACCCACUACGACUGAAGGAAGCGUCGUCAGGACUCCAGAUGCGAGUUUUCUAACGAUCGCAGCAUUGUCUUACUUGCGCGACGAUCAAAAGGAUCUUCUGAACGCACGAUGUCAGUUCCUGCAAGAAUGGGGCCGAUUAACUGAUGAAGACGUUGCCGAGGAGGCACAUGGCUUGUAUAAAGAGACGCGGGAUAUAGUUUAUCUCGAGACCGCCAUCGCACUGUUUCAACGAGCGGCAGACGCCGCACCCGAACCAGACGAGGACCUCCUAAGCCGGCUGGGACAAUGCCUUGAUCUACACUAUGAUGCACGAAGAGACAUCGACUACCUUCAUCGUGCCAUUGCGGCGUUGCAAAGUGCUGCCCAGCUCACUCCGGACCGACACUUCAAUAAGGUUUUGCGGCUGCACAACUUCAGCAUCUCAUUGCGAAGACGCUACCAAUCCCUCCAUACAGUCGAAGACCUCAGAGUCGCCAUCGAAGUGGAUGAACACGCAUUGAGGCUUAAUUCUGAUGGCGAUCCUUACAUGCUAGCGUGGAUCCUUACCAACCUCGGCUCUUUGUUGAAUCUGCGUUUUCAACGCUUCGGAAAGCUCGAAGAUCUCGAGCGCGCCAUCGUGAGGGAGCAGAGGGCAGUCGAGCUAACUCCCGAUCACCAUCCCUACAAACCUACCCUGCUGCACAGCCUAGCAUUAUCUUUGCGCCUUCGCUAUCAGCAUCUCGCGGAUCUUGCGGACCUCGGGCGCGCCAUCGCGAUAGAACGUUACGCGGUCGAACUUAGUUCGAAUAGCGAUCCCGACUUGCCAGGGAGGAUAGAACACCUCGGUUCUUUGCAUUGGCUGCUCUUUGAAUGCACUGCGGUGCGCGAAGAUAUCGACAGCGCCAUCGCGUGUCAAGAUCGUGCGACCGAGCUGACACCCGAAGACCACCCCAGUCAAGCAUUCCGGCUGCACAAUUUCGCCAUGUUCUUGCGUUCUCGAUAUGAGCGUUUCGACGACCUAGCCGACCUCGAGUGCGCCAUCACCAUGCAAUACCAUGCGCUCAAACUUACCCCGAAUGACUAUCACGACUUGCCAACGCGCCUCGACAACCUUAGCUCCCUGCUGUGGCUGCGCUUCAGACGUUUCGGAGCGCUCGAAGAUCUCGAGACUUCCAUUGCAGAGGGCAAACGAGCUGUGAGCCUCAUGGCUGACGAGCAUCCCGGCAAAGCUGUACAGCUGAAGAAUUUAGCGAUGUCUCUCGAAUUGCUCUUUCUUCGAGAUAGAACACAGGAGCUCUUCUCCGAAACCCUUUCGUGUUACAUGUCUGCCAACUCCCAAGCGCUAUCCUCGCCAGCAAUCCGCCUACAGUCAGCCAGGUAUGCUGUAAGGCUCUUGGACAGUAACCCCGAGUUCAGCACAGCAGAGACGCUGUUAGCCGCACACUCUCGUGUGCUCGAUGUUCUCUCUGAGGUCGUUUGGGUUGGGCAUACUAUGGAACGCCGCCUAGAAGAGUCUCAGAAGCUCGGCCAGAUCGUCAGUUCGGCCGUCUGUGCUGCCAUCAGCGUCAACGCUGUAGCAAAGGCCGUGGAAUGGCUGGACGCGGGAAGGUCCCUCAUAUGGACGCAAACGAUGUCGUUGCGUAGUCCUCUUCACGACCUCGCGCAAGUCCGCCCGGAUUUCGCGCGAGCGCUCGAAGACGUGCAAGUUCAGCUGCAAAGCUCCAUCAAUGCGCCGUCUCGCGGCGACGCUGUCGGGCUCAUGGUUGUGAAGUUUGGCGCAAAUGACUACUAUUAUACGGCCGAUCGCCAUCGAGGACUCGCCAUCGAACACGGAAGACUCAUUGCAGACGUCCGCCGUCUACCAGGCUUCGAGAGCUUCCUACUUCCGAAGACGCUCUCAGCUCUAGUGCCGACAUCUGCAUCUUUCAAAGGGGCGGUGGUCUUCAUCAAUCUCGAUCGCUCUCGGUGCGAUGCAUUGAUGCUGCUGCCCGACAGCGACAGCACCGUCUUGGCCCUUCCCGAGCUUUCUCUGGCGAAGGCAGAGGCACUACGUACACAGUGGCAAGCGUACCUGAAGCAGCAGGAUGUUCGCGAGCGUAGUUCCUCGUCGCGAUAUCAGCCUCUGUCUGGCAGGGUAUCGUCUCCCCACGUCAUUCUGGACCGUCUUUGGAGAUGGAUUGUAGGCCCGGUACUGAAAGCGCUCGGAAUGGAUCUUGUCAACGGAGAUCGCAAACGCCUUCCCCACAUCACUUGGUGCCCCACUGGACCGUUGACGCAGUUGCCACUGCACGCGGCGGGCAUCUACGAGGAUGAUUCUGGGCCGCGCGUGUACAACUCUGUCGUGUCAUCGUACACGCCAUCACUCUCCGCGCUGGCACGCAGCGUCAACGCCCUCACGCUGAGCACAACGCCCGGCGUCCUCGUGGUCACACAGCCCGACACUCCCGGCCUGUCACCGCUACCGGGAACGACGCUCGAGGGCGCGCGGCUGCGCGAGGUCUUCGCCGCCUCGCAGACACAUUCCAUGGCUCUUAAUGGACACGAAGCAACGACGGAUGCGGUGAAGCUUGCACUCAAGCAGCACUCCUGGCUGCAUCUCGCCUGCCAUGGGUGUCAAGAGAUCACCGAUCCCUUGAAGAGCGCUUUCAUGUUGUACGACGGCCGCAUGUCCUUGUCCGAUCUGAUGGUGACCACGGCCGAUAAGGCCGAGCUGGCGUUCCUUUCCGCUUGCCAAACCGCGGUUGGGGACGAGAAGAUCCCCGAGGAGUCAAUGCACCUCGCAGCGGGUAUGCUCGCCGUUGGGUAUAAGGGCGUUAUCGCGACGAUGUGGUCGAUCAUGGAUGACGACGCGCCGUUGAUCGUCGAGGCCUACUACAAGAAGUUGCACGAGAUCCGCGGGGCCGAGACACUUGGCGCAGGAGAGACGGGCGCGGCAUACGCUCUGCACGAGGCAGCAGCGCAGUUGAGGGAGAAGGUUGGGGAGAAGAACGUCGUGCGGUGGGCGCCGUUCGUGCACUUCGGGAUAUGA
This is a messenger RNA of Peniophora sp. CBMAI 1063, 3072 nucleotides long. NCBI's taxonomy places the organism in Eukaryota, Fungi, Basidiomycota, Agaricomycetes, Russulales, Peniophoraceae. The record is from the annotation of a GenBank genome assembly.